AUGUCUAGUGAAUUGUGUCCCGUCUAUGCCCCCUUCUUCGGCGCUAUGGGUUGCGCUGCUGCCAUCGUUUUCACCUCGCUCGGUGCAGCUUACGGUACUGCCAAGUCCGGUGUCGGUAUCUGUGUCACCUGUGUCUUAAGACCAGACUUGCUGUUUAAGAACAUCGUCCCUGUGAUUAUGGCUGGUAUUAUAGCCAUCUACGGGCUGGUCGUAUCCGUGCUGGUUUGCUACUCUUUGGGCCAAAAACAGGCCCUGUACACCGGGUUUAUCCAACUUGGUGCCGGGCUUUCGGUUGGGCUGAGUGGGCUCGCUGCAGGGUUUGCCAUUGGUAUUGUCGGUGAUGCAGGUGUCAGAGGUACCUCCCAACAACCAAGACUGUUUGUCGGUAUGAUUCUUAUCCUGAUUUUCGCAGAAGUGCUGGGUUUGUACGGGUUGAUCGUCGCUUUGCUGUUGAACUCGAGAGCUACCCAGGACGUUGUCUGUUAG
This is a messenger RNA of Huiozyma naganishii CBS 8797, 486 nucleotides long. RefSeq names its product V-type proton ATPase 16 kDa proteolipid subunit. Gene Ontology annotation, cellular component: proton-transporting V-type ATPase, V0 domain. The transcript has a single exon. Gene Ontology annotation, molecular function: proton-transporting ATPase activity, rotational mechanism. Bases 1 to 486 code for a protein of 161 amino acids. The record is from RefSeq and is a predicted model, not a curated record. Gene Ontology annotation, biological process: proton transmembrane transport. Lineage: Eukaryota; Fungi; Ascomycota; Saccharomycetes; Saccharomycetales; Saccharomycetaceae.